Messenger RNA from Mytilus trossulus (common blue mussel), 1510 nucleotides. RefSeq lists its product as uncharacterized. Lineage: Eukaryota; Metazoa; Mollusca; Bivalvia; Mytilida; Mytilidae. The record is from RefSeq and is a predicted model, not a curated record. Gene Ontology annotation, biological process: protein ubiquitination; Notch signaling pathway. Gene Ontology annotation, molecular function: ubiquitin protein ligase activity; zinc ion binding. The transcript is spliced from 4 exons. The coding region runs from base 54 to 1454 and encodes 466 amino acids. Gene Ontology annotation, cellular component: nucleoplasm.
ACACGUGAUCAUCUAUAAAUAUCCAAAUUGAAUAAGUGAGACAGCUAGACAAAAUGGCACAAAUACCAGUGCGAAAGUGUGGAUUCUGCAAUAAAGCCGUAGCUGCACUAUUCUGUGAAGGAUGCCAUCAAACUUUAUGCGUCGAUUGCAAACAGAAUGUUCAUGAUAAAGUUCCAAUUUUCAAGGAUCAUGCAGUUGUUAAUAUUAACAAGGAAGGAAACCAUGUGUUCAAAUCAAUACCUGUGUGUGAAAAACACAAGUCAAAAUUUCGUUAUUAUUGCAGCAAAUGUGAUUGUCUCACAUGCGAAGAAUGCAUGACUAGUACUCAUAAUGAACACAGGACUGACAAGAUAAAAAAUGUCGCUGAUGCCCGGCGUGAAAGGGUGAAACAAAUUUUAGACAAAUUGAAAACGAAAGUUGAAGCAAACGAAAACAAGGUUAAAACUAUUGACACUGAACACUCCUCUCAAAUAAGUUUACAAUGUGAUUCUUAUGUUAUAAAGGUUGAGGAAACGGCAAAAGAAUUACACGAUAUCAUUGAUCGGAACAAAGUUAUAUUCAUGACCAAGGCUUCGGACUUCAAAGAAAUAGAAACGCAAGAUUCAAAUAAAAGACGCUCUUUCUUCCACAGACUUUAUGAGGAAUCAACGGACCGCAUGCUGAAGUACAAAAAUCUAAUGCAUGAAUCGCAUGAUGUUUUAUUUUUUGUUGAAUGGAAAAAUCUCCAAACAGAUAUCGAAGUAAUUAAUGAAAAAACAGAGCAACCACUUAAUAGUCCAAAACAAAUGGAAAGUUUUGACAAGAACAGUUUUACACGUACAGUAAUUGAGGAGAUUAAUGAUCAAGUCAUUAGUAGAAGCAGCGAUGUCUUGGACACAACUUUUGAAGAUGAAUGUUUGGAUGAUUGUGUCAUCUGUAUGGAUACCAUAACAGAACCUAUGAGGCUAAAUUGUGGUCAUGUCUUCUGUGUUGACUGCAUUGAAGAAUCAUUAAAGAUUAAACCAGUCUGUCCAACCUGUGGAACAGUACACGGAAUACUUACUGGUAACCAGCCCGAGGGAACCAUGGAUAUUCGUACAUCAAUGAUAUAUUUAUCAGGAUAUCGGAACUGUGAAACAAUAGUUAUAGAAUAUGACAUACAUUCUGGAAUUCAAGAGAAAGAUCAUCCACAACCUGGUAGACGCUUUGACGGUAUUACACGUACUGCCUACCUACCUAACAAUGAAAGGGGCAGACAGAUUUUAAAGAUGUUACAAGUGGCCUUUAAAAGGAAAUUGGUGUUUACUAUCGGUUGUUCAAGAACAACUGGAAAAAAGGGAGUUGUAACUUGGAAUGAUAUACACCAUAAGACAAAUCCGAAUCCAAACACAAAAUUUGGAUAUCCAGAUGAAACGUAUUUUAGCAGAGUGAUAGACGAGCUUGCAGUUAAAGGUGUCACAGAGAAAGAUAUUUGAAAUGAGUGUGAAAUCCACAAAACUUGUUAAAAUCAAGACAGUAACUUGUGAAACUU